Messenger RNA from Didymosphaeria variabile, 1386 nucleotides. RefSeq lists its product as uncharacterized. The coding region runs from base 1 to 1386 and encodes 461 amino acids. Lineage: Eukaryota; Fungi; Ascomycota; Dothideomycetes; Pleosporales; Didymosphaeriaceae. Gene Ontology annotation, molecular function: peptidase activity. The transcript is spliced from 2 exons. Gene Ontology annotation, biological process: proteolysis. The record is from RefSeq and is a predicted model, not a curated record.
AUGAUCCAAGCCGCCAAAAUCCUCGAGCAACGGAGCCAUCUCGUGCCAGGAAAGCUCCGCAUAACAGAGCACUUCUUCCAAGUCCCCCGUGAUCACUCCAACCCCUCCUUAGGAACAAUCCAGCUCUUCGCCCGCUCAGCCCGCAAACUGUCCAAACCGGCAGACCCCUCCACCCCAGAAGACCCCGCAAAAUCGCAACUCCCAUGGCUCCUCUACCUCCAAGGUGGGCCCGGCUGUGAAUGCGCACCGCCCCAAGACAGCAAAUGGUCUUCCUUCCUCCUAGACAAAGGCUACCAAAUACUGUCCAUGGACCAGCGCGGCACCGGGCUAUCGACUGCAAUUUCGCAGUCCUCACUGCAAUUGAGGGGCGACGAGAAGGUGCAGGCUGAGUACAUGAAGCACUUCAAGGCCGACAGUAUUGUCAAGGAUGCGGAAGCUAUUCGGAAGGCGUUGACUGCUGACUAUCCCGAGGAGAAGAAGAAGUGGAGUAUAAUGGGACAGAGCUUUGGCGGAUUCUGCAGCGUGACAUAUUUGAGUUUCUAUCCUGAGGGGGUAAAGGAAGCGUUUGUGUUUGGAGGGCUGCCUCCGCUGACCAGUGGGCCGGAUCAGGUGUAUGACAGGAUCUAUCCGAGGGUUGAGAAGAGGAAUGAGCAGUAUUACGCCAAGUAUCCCGAGGAUGUGGAGAGAGUACGACGGAUUGUCAAAUUUCUGAGCCGGUUUGGUGAUGAGACCGUACGGGUACAGGGUGGUGAAGGGCAUCUAAGUGCGGCUCGCUUCCUCCAGCUGGGUAUCAACUUCGGGGCGCACGGCGGCUUCGACCGUGUCCAUGAGCACGUUCUACGCGCAGACAACGAUCUCACUCUCUUUGGCCACCUCACACGCCCAACCGUCCUCCAUAUCGAGCGCACCCAGCCAUGGGAUACAAACGUCAUCUACGCCCUCCUCCACGAAGCCUGCUACUCUUCAGGGGUCGCCUCCAACUGGUCCGCCCAGCGCCUCCUCUCAAAGUACCCCGCCUUCCAUCACACGACCACCGUCAAUGACCCCUCCAAACCUAUAUACUUCACCGGCGAAAUGAUCUACCCUUUCAUGUUCGACACGUACCCCGAACUGAAGAAGCUCAAGACGGUUGGGGAGCUGCUUGCCAGAGAAGAGUGGCCGCAGCUGUAUGAUGUGGAGCAGCUGAAGAAGAACGAGGUGCCUGUGUACGCCGCGACGUACCUUGAUGAUAUGUAUGUGGACUUCGAGCUUAGUACGGAGACGGCGAGGACGAUCAAGGGGUGCAAGACGUACGUGACGAACGCAAUGUACCACAAUGCUGUCUCGGCGAAGUCCGAUGAUGUCUUGAAGGCCAUAUUCGAGCUCAGAGAUGAUGUUAUUGAUUAG